Messenger RNA from Sipha flava (yellow sugarcane aphid), 1039 nucleotides. Its product is annotated as proteasome subunit alpha type-4-like. Gene Ontology annotation, biological process: ubiquitin-dependent protein catabolic process. The transcript has 7 exons. The record is from RefSeq and is a predicted model, not a curated record. NCBI's taxonomy places the organism in Eukaryota, Metazoa, Arthropoda, Insecta, Hemiptera, Aphididae. The coding region runs from base 102 to 923 and encodes 273 amino acids. Gene Ontology annotation, cellular component: nucleus; proteasome core complex; cytosol.
AUAGUUUUGUAUUAGGAACCAUUAUUUUCUAUUUACAAUAUUAGUUAAUAAUUAUUUUUGCAACAAAUUUGUUUUUACUUAGCUUUAAAAAAAAAAAAAAAAUGGCACGGAGAUAUGAUACUAGAACAACAAUAUUUUCUCCUGAAGGUCGAUUAUAUCAAGUUGAAUAUGCUAUUGAAGCUAUCAGUCAUGCUGGUACAUGUUUGGGUAUACUAACUAAUGAUGGUGUUCUCCUUGCAGCUGAAAAACGGAAUGUUAAUAAAUUGCUUGAUGAGACUUGUGGUUCAGAAAAAAUUUAUAAACUGAAUGAUGACAUGGUAUGUAGUGUUGCUGGUAUUACUGCGGAUGCCAAUGUCUUGGUUACUGAACUACGAUCAAUUUCAGAACGAUACCGUAUGCAAUAUGGUGAUUCUAUACCAUGUGAACAACUUGUUUCAUGGUUAUGUGAUGUAAAACAAGCUUAUACUCAAUAUGGAGGAAAAAGACCUUUUGGUGUAUCAAUUUUGUAUAUGGGCUGGGAUUCACAUUAUGGUUUCCAACUGUAUCAAUCAGAUCCUAGUGGAAAUUAUUGUGGCUGGAAAGCAACUUGUAUUGGAACCAAUAGUGCUGCUGCUAUUGCAUCAUUGAAAACUGAAUAUAAAGAAGGACAGAUGACAUUAGACGAAGCAAAAAAAUUAGCUGUGAAAAUUUUAUUCAAAACUUUAGAUGCAACAAAACUUACAGCUGAUAAAGUGGAAAUGGCAACACUCAAACGUGAAAAUGAUCAAACUGUCACUAAUAUACUUGAAAAACACGAAGUCGAAAAACUUAUUACUGAAUAUGAAAAAAUGGAAGCUGAAAUUGCUGCAGCAAAAGCUGAAGCUAAAGCUAAAGAAAAGAAAGAAAAAGAUGCAAAAGAAAAAGAUCAAUCAACAUCAAACUAAUGAAAUGAUUACAAAAUGUAUAAUAUGUAAUGAAAUCGAUAAGAAUUUUUUUGGUAAUGGCUUGUUAUUUUCAUGCUUUUGAAUAAAAACAACAAAAACAUUAUAUAAUUAUACCA